Molecule: messenger RNA, 3671 nt
Organism: Bactrocera neohumeralis
Lineage: Eukaryota; Metazoa; Arthropoda; Insecta; Diptera; Tephritidae
Gene: Sdc
Product: syndecan
Exons: 7
Coding region: 366-1895 (509 amino acids)
Biological process (GO): cell migration
Cellular component (GO): membrane; cell surface
Source: RefSeq, a predicted model, not a curated record
AGUCAGCAGUAGUUGAACGCGUUGAGUGCUUGCGACAUUUAGACGUGGUGCGGUCGUAACGAGAAAUUGUGCGCGGAACAAACGCACCGAGUAAUAAUAAUAAAAUAGCUAACACAAGACUACCGAGCAGAAAAAUUGUAGAAAAGGUAAAAAACGUACAAAGCGAAUAGAGCUGCAAAACGUGUGUGAACUAUUCAGUAAUAUUUUCAGGCGCUGAAAAUAAAUUUGAAAGCAAAUAAAUCUCUGGGAUUUAAUUCCUCUUUUAUCACUGCGUUUUUUGUACGUCGUUUGAAAAAUAUCAUAAAAUUUAUUCCCAAACGUUAUCAACGUAUCAAGCAAAAUUAAAAACAAAACCAGUAACAACCAUGUGUAAUAUCUACAAAAACGCAUCGCCAACAUCAACUACUUGGAUAGCAACGUCAUCGGCAACGUCGGGUUCGGAGAUGACGGCAGGCAAACGGCGCGCGGCUGGUGGCAUUUUAACCAGUCUCACGCCAACACAUGUGACCACCAGCGGUAGCAGAAAAUUUUUACUUGCCGUCGCGCUGUUUGUCCUGUUGGCCAGCGUUAAUGGUGCUACUGAUCAGAAGACUGUUAAACCAUCACCAACAUCGCCGUUGUCAUCAUCAUCAGCGAGUCUCUCAGCAACGCCUAAAGACGAAAUUUACAUUGACGAUGAGAGCAUUGAGGGUUCAGGCGGUCGUGGCGGGCUGCACGAUGAUUUAGACAAGGAUCCCGAUUAUUCCGGUUCCGGUUUUGGUCCAGAUGACGAAGACUCCUCCACCGAUUUACAGCCAUCGCAUCGCGGAAACAAUAUACACACACAAUCGGGUAAACAUAAUACAGUUUUGACCACCGACGACAACGACGAUCUCAUCACCAGUAGAACUCAUCAUCAAACGAAUAGUGGCACAAUCAUUGGCAGUAAUAGCGGCAGCAAUUCAGGCAUCAUCGGUGGCAAUAGUGGUAGCAACACUGGCCUCAAUACAAUUGCACCUCACUACCCUGCAGGCGGCGCUGCGCACACAGACGACGAAGACUUCGAUCUCGGCGAAGGCGAUGAUGACGACGCCAAACAGCAGCUGGGCGGCGCUGGCUCAUUUGCCGGCAGUGGUGAUGGUGAUCGUGACGACGAUGACGAUGAUCACACGGGCGAUGUGGAUGACGAUGAUGAGCACGAGGUGCUCAUUGAACGUCCACAUCAACCCAAAAACGAUUUCGGUCUGGGCAAAGAACCAACCGCUGCGGUGGAGAAUGGCACCAACACAAGCAGCACCACCGCAUCGUCCACCACUACCACCACUGGCAGCAGCAGCGGCAGCAAUGAUCACAAGGCGAUCUUUAGCUCGUCGCAUGACGAAGACGAGCAUGUUGUGGACGCUGAUGAAGAGGAUGAAUUCGAUGACACUUACGAUGAGGAUAACAAGGACGAUGACGAGGAUGAUGAGGACGGUCGCGUGCACGAAGAGGACGACAAUACCGAAGUGUAUAUUGAUGGCACGGAGCCGAAUACCAAGAGCGGAGGCAGCGUCGACCAGGACAUUGAACGAGGUACCACCAAUCAAGGCAAUACCAUACACGAAUUGGACACAAACAACGUAAAUAGCCAACCGACAGACACUAAAGUGAUCGAACACACAACCGGCAACGAAGUACUCAUCAUGAAUACCAGCGACGACGAUCGAACGGCGAGCUUCUUCGCACAACCCGGCAUUUUAGCAGCUGUCAUCGGUGGCGCUGUUGUCGGCCUGCUCUGCGCCAUUCUCGUCGUCAUGUUCAUCGUUUACCGCAUGCGGAAAAAGGACGAGGGCUCCUAUGCGCUCGAUGAACCCAAACGCUCGCCGGCUGUCAAUUCCUAUGCGAAAAACGCGAAUAAUCGCGAAUUCUAUGCCUGAGAUAAUUCCCAACGUUACUAGAGAGUAGACGCUGUAGCGCAGGCGGUACGUGUAGGCGGCGUAAAGAGGGCGGCGAGCGCAGCAGCAGGAAGUGGAGCGAAGAGUGUAGGCGAUGGGUGCGCAGGAGGAGCAGUGAAUGGGAAAAAAAUAAAAUAAAAUUUAAUAAAAUGUAAGCGAAUAAGUAAAUAGUGAAUAGUGAAACAAAUUACAAAGAAACAAGAAAGAAGAGCGAAAGCAGCAGAACAACAAAAGAGUAUGAACGUGUGAAACGGAAGCAUAACGAAAACUGUAACAAGCAAUUAUUAUUUUUGCCAAGAAUUUUCGAAUAUUUUUUUUUUGAUUACUACACACAAAAAAGUUUGGAAUUAAAACUCAGUUACACACACACACACACAUAAACACAUAUACAGCUGUACGCGCAUUGGACGCGCAUACAUAUACGAAAUGGUUGUUUUUGGUGUUGAAAAGCGAAAAUAUUUUGGGAGAAGAAGCAGCAGAGCUUGCUGAAAGCAUAAUAACGGUUUUUUCGUGAGCAAAAACAAAAACAAACAACUCGAUAAAGUGUAAAGUUUUCUCUUGCUGAAAUCGCCAGCAAAAAGUUUAGUUGCAAGUUUCUGUGUACGAAAAAGAAUGUGAAGCAAAAACAACAAAGCGUAAGCGAAAAUGCGCAGCAAACAGCAGAGAAACUGAAUUUUUUAUUUGCAACAAUUAAGUUAUUUAAAUUUAAGUAAAACAAACAAUAACAAAAACAUAACAGCGUAAAGCAUAUGUAUGGAAAGCAAAAACAAUUACAACAACAAUUGUGUGUAAAGAGACGCUGGAAAGCGCGUGCAAGAAAAUAUCAGAUUUAAUUUAACGGGAAUUUUGAUUUCGAACGUUUGAAGAAAAUUAUGAAAUUAUAUAAAUUAAUAUAUAAAGUAAAUUGCAUAUAGACUUAGUAAACAUAAUUUAAAAAAAUCAAAAAAAAAAUAUUAAUAUUAAAAUAAUAUUAAAUGGAUAAAUGAAAUACUUUAUAAGGGCGGGACACUUUUCAUAAAUGUAGCAAAAUUUAUAAAAACAAAAGUGAAAACUUAACAAAUACACACACACGAACACACAUCUACAAACAAAGCAACAAAAAUGCAAGUAACAACAAAAACACACGCCGUGCUAAACACACACACACACAACUAUUUAAUAAUUUAAGUAAAUAUAUAUGUGCAUGUGUGUGUACGAGUCAGCACUCGCAACAUUAAAGAGAAAUAAAAAAAAACACUUGAAAAUAUAAAUAAGCAUAAAUAUGUAUGUAAACUUUUAGUACCGAAAACAUUUAAAAAACAACAAAUAAAUAUAUGAAAUUGAUAGUAAGUUAAACAAAAAAUUAAAAUAAAUAAUAUUAAUGUAGAAAAAUAUUAUAAGUUUGCAAACGGCAAAUAUUAUGAUGUUUAUAAACAAAAAACAAAUAAAAAAUAUGGCUAGAGUUAUUGUUUGUAAGUAAAAGUUAUAAAUGUAUUAACGGAAAAUAUGUAAUUAAUGAGUUAAAACAAUUUAAUAAACGAAAUUUAUAAAAUAAUGAUAAUAACAGCAAAGAAAUAGUAAGGAAGCAUAAUAUGUUGACCAAAAUGACAAACUUAACGGCGAAAAGUAAUAAUAAAUGGUAAAAAAAAAUAUUGCAGUAAUAAAAUUUUAAAAUAAAAUAAAAAAAUUCAAAUAAAUUUAAAUAAUUGUAAAAAAGUAAUGUUAAUAAAAUUUUUGAAAUGAAAAAAUAAAUAAAAAUUAAAUAAAAAUAAAAAAAAA